CUGAAAGACAAAAAUAAUACAAAUAGAUGCCCGGAACAUCAAGAAAUGGAAAAUUGAAUUUGUAAUUAUUCCUCAGACUGUGGAUUUUUCUCCUGCUUCUGUCUGAGAGGUGCCUGCCCUAAUCCUAGAGUAGCCCCCUCUGUCUUUCCUCUGCCCUCAACUUUCACAUAAGUUGAUUUCUACCCAGCGUUCAGCCUGGCCGGCACAACCAUUCCAGCUAAGGGGGAGGAGGAUUUUCUUACGCUGGCCGCCUCCCGGCUCAGCCGCAAGAAACGUGUCAUCGGGGCUGGAGUCGGCGUGGCCAUGGUCCUGGUUCUGCUGGUGGCCAUUCCCCUUUUGGUCCACACCACCAAAGGGGGAGGCUCCGGAGGAGGGGUCACGCAAUACGAGAUGCUCGGGAGCUGCAGGAUGGUGUGUGACACUUUCACCCCCCCACAGGGAGAGCUGACAGCCGUCUCCCCUCAGCCCCCAGACUUCUCAAACCGCAGGGGAAAACAAGGGUUCAGAGGGACCCCUGGACUUCCUGGCCCUGCAGGUCCCAAGGGGCCCCCUGGAGAGCCGGGCAAGCCUGGCCCACCUGGUCCACCAGGGCCCGGGCCCGGUGGCUAUGGCCCCUCAUUCUACAGCCCCAAAAUAGCCUUCUACGCAGGCCUUCGAAAACAACACGAAGGGAGUGAGAUACUAAAGUUUGAUGACGUGGUGACCAAUGUAGGGAACUACUAUGAGCCAAGCACCGGCAAGUUCACCUGCCCUCUGCCAGGUAUCUACUACUUCACGUACCAUGUCCUGAUGAGGGGUGGUGAUGGUACGAGCAUGUGGGCUGACCUGAAGAAGAACGGACAGGUGAGGGCCAGUGCGAUCGCUCAAGACGCAGAUCAGAACUACGACUACGCCUCCAACAGUGUCAUCCUGCACCUGGAUGUGGGGGACGAAGUGUGUGUGCAGCUGGACGGUGGCAAAGUUCACGGGGGAAACACCAACAAAUACAGCACCUUCUCUGGCUUCCUCAUCUACCCCGACUGACAGUGUACUCAUGUUUAUAUACUCUCUCUCUCCUGUAAUCAAGCAGAAAGUCUCCUCUCCAUCCUACAUCUAACGCACCAAGCUUCCAUUACGUCAUUCGUCGUUUCAACGCUCUUCACCACGCGAGACAUGAAAUAACAUGAUCACAGUUAAUAACAAGAGUUUGAAUAUUAUAUUGUAUAUACUACCACUUAACAUUUAGCUCUGAUACACACGCUUGUGUAACCUGUGCCAUGUACAGUAUGUGUAAGCAUGGCUAAAAUACAUUUAACUUUAACAUCUGCUCCACAUGCACAAUUUUGUUCGUACACACACACACACACACACAGGCAUGAAAACACACACCUACUGAACUUCUCAGUUUUUACACUGACCCAAGAUGGCUGUUUCAGCCACCGGUCGGAAAUCGACUGAGAUGAUCUCUGAAUGGAGACUGUAAAUCGAAGUGUGUGUAUCUGGCUGCAGCCUCUCACCUUCACUGGGAGAUGGAUUUUCAAUAUGGCCGUUGUCACAGAACGAAAAGAGUCAUGAAUACAUUGAUCGCAGCCGAUUACACAGCCGACACCACAAUCAUAUCAGUGUGCUGUAUGUCUGUGUUCAUGCCCAGUGUGCGUGUAUAUGGGUGUGUGUGUGUGUGUGUGUGUGUGUGUGUGUGUGUUUGUGUGUGUGUUGGCUCUUAAAAGCAUCACGUUUGCUCUCAGUUUGACUCGCACAGUCUCUGACUCCUGUUUAGGGAGUUGGUGUCGAGUUGUCGGUAACAGUCCCUUAACACACACAGUAUAUCAAUAUUGAGGUUUAAGCGUUGAGAUUUUCCCUGAGCCGAAGCUUAUGACAGCGCUUCAUUACGUCCCGCUAAUGAGCUGAGGCUUCUUCUCUUGCCUCACCUGUUCAGUCAAUCCAUACUGGCAUCCAUAGUGGGCAGUAUGAUAAGGACGUGUUGUCUGAUCAUGUUGACGGCCACAGUAGAGGGAGGAUCAAAAUCAGAGCAUACACAAGUUGAAUCUGUUUUUUUUUUCCCAGUGAGUCAUUUUCAACACCACGAAAGCACUGGAAACUAAGAAGCUCUCUCAACUCGCCGGCCUGCCAGUGUUGCAUAAUUCUUCUUCACUAAAUGAAGAAGAAAAAAAUAAAUCGCAGUUGCAUGUUGAUCCCAAAAUUUCGCAAUCGAUAAGUGAAAAAACCUUGGUGCCCCAAAACUUCAAUUUGAGUUAAAAUGGCGUAAAAAAAAAAAACUGUGCCUAGACAAGAUGUGCGUCUUCCCCCGGGUGUCAUGUCUCCGUCACUGCUAAUCUGAGCUGCAGCGGAUUCAAACCUGUGUCAUUUGACCUGGGAGUCAAUGUUACUUGUAUACAUUCUCAAUGCAGACAUUACCCAGUGGGAAAGGGGCUAUAGAGAGUGAGGAUAUCUAUUUUUUAAUGUUGGGUUAACAAAACACAUUGUCAGACCGUCUCUAGAUGGCAUUCGUAGAGUUGUAGUGUGUGAAUGCAAAAAAAAGAAAACGACAGAGAGAAGUUCAAUCCUUGGAUCUGAACAGUUCUAAUCAUGAGAUAAAGUUAACGUGAUUGUCGGAUUGACAGUUUUGAGAAGUUAUGGCCCAAGGGAAACCUGGCUCUGGUAUAAUCUGCCAUACAGUACUCACUAGUCAGCAUUUAUACCUCAUUUGCACAGCCUGGUUUCGCUGCCUACUGACUGAGCCAGGCUAGCCGUUUCCCCCUGUUUUUAGUCUUUAUGCUAAGCUAACCUAGCCGGCUGCUGGUUCCAGCUUCAUAUUUACAGACAUGAGAGUGAUUUCAAUCUUACCAUCUGACUCUGCAAGAAAAUGAUGAAUCAUAUUUCCCAAAAUGUCAAACUACUUUAUCUAAUUUCAUGGUGAAUGUACCCACAUGCAGAUGUUAAUGUUUUACUGCCAUACAUAUAGAUUUUCUGUGCCUUACACUUUCUACUUGAUUUAGAUUUGUUAUGCAUGAGACAGGAUUCCAAGUGGACAAGGACAUUCCAUGUAAUAAUUGUUAACUCACACAAUGACAAUGCAGAUACUAAUUGUGGACACAGACUUUGAUUGUUUCUGUGUAACUGGAGGUGAAAGUCGCUGCUAUAAAUAGAAAAUAAAAAACCUAAAUGGAGGUCAGGGUUCACUCUGUAUGCAUUUUACUUUGUAAUUAAAAAUUUGUAUCAAGGGAAAUUGUAAAAAAAAUUAAAAGUAUAUUGAUGUAGCCAAAAUAUUAUAUUUACAAAUUCUAUUCUUUUUUCUUUUAUUACAUUAUAUUUAAAUGGGAUGUAUGUCAAACUAAUUGGAACACACCUAUUGUAGUUUUAGAAGAAGAGAGCUUUGUAUCGGCCCAGUAUCAUACGUGCUCAUCUGUGUGACAGUGACACAGAUCCAGCCCUGAGGCCUGAUAGCAUGACAUUACCCCGAUGAGACUUGGAUGUGAACUGUCUGAUUGACUUGUGUUGUGAUUUAAAAAACAAAAAACACCCUGACAUCUUGUGUAGUAUACACAGCCAUUACUGCUGAGUGGCUUUACAUAACCCCUUUGCCAUGCUGCAUCCCUACUGUGUGUGUUUUCUGGAGCUGUUACCUUUGUUCAUGAGUGUGGAUGUGGACUCAUUGUUGUCACUGUACCAGCAGAGUUGUGUGUAUUUGUUAUGUAUGAAAUCAGCAAAGAUUUUUCUCUGGCCACAAACCAUAAUAAAGAAGAAAAGCCAGGAUUAUUUUUGCUGUGAGAAAACUCCCCAGCAGUUUCUCUAUUCUUCAUUCAU
Molecule: messenger RNA, 3783 nt
Organism: Platichthys flesus (European flounder)
Lineage: Eukaryota; Metazoa; Chordata; Actinopteri; Pleuronectiformes; Pleuronectidae
Gene: c1ql4b
Product: complement component 1, q subcomponent-like 4b
Exons: 2
Coding region: 304-1023 (239 amino acids)
Molecular function (GO): protein binding
Source: RefSeq, a predicted model, not a curated record